AUGGCCAUCUCAUGGCCACGGUUCUGGGUUGAUCAUUCACGAGGCUUCAAUUACAAUCUAACAUGGCAGGAAAGGCGAAAUUUGGUCCUCUCAUCAGUCGAGGCAGCAGGCUUCGGAUGGUGGAUUGUGUUUGUCGCAGGCAUUGGCUUCUUGACUGAUGCCUACGACAUCUUCUCCAUCAACACCAUCAUAUCAAUGCUCUCCAUCAUCUACUGGGAAGGCAGCAUCCCCACCAGCUAUCAACUCGGCAUGAACACUGCCACCCUCCUAGGUUCCAUGAUCGGACAGAUCGUCUUUGGAUUCUUGGCGGAUCGCUACGGCCGAAGGAAGAUGUAUGGGUUGGAGCUCAUUGUCACCAUUGCGGCUUCCUUGGGAUUUGCGACUGCCUCAACGGGAGUAAACGGAUCCAUGUCACUCAUUGCCUUGCUCAUCUUUUGGAGGCUGAUCAUGGGGAUUGGGAUUGGGGCCGAUUACCCUCUCAGUGCUGUCAUCACUGCAGAGUUCGCCCCCACAAAAUACCGAGCCCGCAUGCUGGCCGCCGUUUUCUUCUUCCAGCCCCUGGGCCAAUUAAUCGCCGUCCUAAUGGCCUUUGCCGCAACCGCUGGCUUUAGUUCUUACAUCUCCUCGAUUCCCACUUCAGCACCCCCCGAUAUGGCUUGCUCCGUCUUCACGAAAGAUGCCGCCGGUAUAGAAUGCGCACGGACGGUUGAUAGAGCAUGGAGACUAGUUGCAGGCCUCGGCGCUGUGCCAGCAGCCGUCGCCAUGGUAUUCCGACUUACGAUUCCGGAGUCCGUGUAUUAUAUACUCGAUAUCAAGAACGACAGUAAUGAAGCUAUGCACGCGAAGGAUUAUUUCGGGUCCCGUGAAGAUCUUGGGCAUGAUGAUCGAGACUCAGUACGCAUGGAUGAAUUUGAACAUAGCCCUAAAGCUGCCACGAACGGACAUCAUAUCGCUACUGAGCUCCAACUGCCUCAACCCGCCCUUCAAUCUAGGUUGCAUGGACAAGGGCUAUCCGACGAUUCAGCCGCUAAUUCCAUUGGGCCAACAGUCGAAGAGCUCGAAGACCCCCACCCAUCUCAGGCAUCACGCGCCGACUUAUACAAGUACCUUUUCACAGACGGCAACUGGACCGACCUAUUCGCCACAGCCGUAAAUUGGAUGCUUCUAGAUUUCACGUUUUACCUUCUCGGCGUCAACAGCUCAAGUUUUAUUCCGAGAAUGUUUGGGCAGAAACCUGGAGACCAAUUACAGCCAUACAACUGGCUGGUCAACAACGAGAGACAUAUCAUAGAAUCGACUUCCAUUGGAGCUUUGGUUGGUAGCGCUAUGGCCAUUUUUGCGAUGCAUCUCUUUAGUCGGAAGAGGAUCCAGAUGUGGGGCUUCUUGAUAUUGGGGGGAUUGUUCAUCUUGGUUGGGGCGUUGUACGUCACGCUGCCGAGUACGAACGCGCAUGUGGCAAUUGUGGUGUUUUAUGGUAUAUGUCAGCUGUUCUACAAUCUCGGUCCGAACACCACCACUUUCAUCAUCCCAGCCGAAGCAUUCCCAACCCGCUACCGCUGCACCCUCUACGGCAUCUCCGCCUCCAGCGGCAAGCUUGGCUCCGUGCUCGGCCAGAUUGUUGUGAUCAAAGUUCAAAGUAAUAAACGGCUAGGAAUAACCCUAAUAUUAUUCGUGCUCGUAAUGCUCGUCGGUGCCACUCUAUCUCAGUACUUGACCCCGGAGACCAGCGAUAUCCACGGUAAAAGUCGCAAGUUAGAAGAUCUCGCUCAAGGGAAAUCUCAUCGGAGAGAUAUGGAGCGCGAGGAGCGGGAAGAACGGGAUGCUGAAAGAUCUCGGCCGAAGCAACAAUAA
This is a messenger RNA of Letharia columbiana, 1851 nucleotides long. RefSeq lists its product as uncharacterized. Bases 1 to 1851 code for a protein of 616 amino acids. Gene Ontology annotation, cellular component: membrane. The transcript is spliced from 8 exons. NCBI's taxonomy places the organism in Eukaryota, Fungi, Ascomycota, Lecanoromycetes, Lecanorales, Parmeliaceae. Gene Ontology annotation, molecular function: transmembrane transporter activity. Gene Ontology annotation, biological process: transmembrane transport. The record is from RefSeq and is a predicted model, not a curated record.